UGAUUCCUUAAUCUGCAAGAUUGAGUUUGAUUCUAUAAAGUGUAUUGGUGUAGUAAUUUCAUACCAUGGUGGCGACCCGAUGCAGAGGAAAAGAGGAAGGUCGAGGCCGGAAGGACUCCCUAAUGUAGGCCUCAGCGGGCUGAUAUGAAAAUGAGCAGGAAGAAAAAGGGGAAGUAAGCGGAGUCGAUUCCUCUCUGUGGGUGGGUUUAAGCUUCUUGCAUCACAGAGCAACACACAUUUUAUGGAAGGCGAGCAACUGAGGCAAAGGUUCAUGCCACCACUUCAAGCCUCAGCAUCUGCAGUUGUAUGUCUGAUGCUUGAAUUUUCUGGGUCUCUGGAUUCAUCCUGACUGAAUCAUGUCAGAACUUAUACUGGAAGAAAUCUUCAUUAAACGAUCUCAGCAGAAGAAGAAGACCUCUCCUUUGAACUACAAGGAGAGAUGGUUUGUUCUCACCCCGGAAAAAAUAUCCUACUAUGAUUUUGAUCCUGACAAAGGGAAGCGAAAAGGUUUGAGAGGAUCAGUUGACCUAGAGAAGAUCAAGUGUGUAGAGACGGUCCAGCCUGAGCCCAAUGCCCCGCAAGAGCGCACAUUUGCAUUCCAGAUCGUUUAUGAUGAGGGGCCGCUGUACAUCUUUGCAAAGACAGACGAUGUCCGUGCUCAGUGGAUAAAGAAGCUGAAAGAAAUGGUGCGCUUCAACAAGGAUCUCAUGCAGAAGUACCAUCCUUGCUCCUGGAUGGAUGGGGUGUGGCUGUGCUGCCAACAGGAAGUUAAACAAGCCAUGGGUUGCAAGGUGCUGGAUAGUAAGAACGGCUUUACGUCUAAACCAUCUCGGCGAAGGGGAUCUAGGAAACCUCUUCCUCCUACCCCAACAGAGGAGAAGCCUAGUCGGCCUUUACCUCCACAGCCUCCUGAGCAACCUACCCGCUCUGUAGGCAUGACUGUCAUAGCAGAGUAUAAUUACACACCCAUGACACCCCACGACCUGGAGCUGAGGAAGGAUGAAGAGUACACCAUCCUGGAGAUGUCUGAUGCAAACUGGUGGAGAGCCAAAGACAAAUAUGGAAAAGAGGGAUACAUACCUAGUAAUUAUGUUGUGGAAGCAGAAAAUGGGCUAGAAAGAUUUGACUGGUAUUGCAAGAAUAUGAACCGUAGCCAGGCAGAAAAGCUGUUGAAGACUGAGAAUAAAGACGGAGGCUUCUUGGUCCGGGACUCGAGCAAGGCCGGGAAAUACACAGUGUCUUUGUUUAGUAAGGGUGGUGGGGAAACUGGUGGGAGCUGCAGACAUUAUAACAUCUGCACGUCCCCACAGGGCCAGUUUUACCUGGCAGAGAAGCAUAAUUUCAACACCAUCCCAGAGCUCAUCAACUACCACCAGCACAAUGCAGCAGGGAUGGUGAGCAGGCUGAAAUACAUUGUGUCUAACCGGGCACGGCCUCCAUCAACAGCAGGGCUUGGCUAUGGUGUGUGGGAGAUUGACCCCCGUUACCUCACCUUCAUCAAGGAGCUUGGCACUGGUCAGUUUGGAGUGGUGAAGUAUGGAAAGUGGCAGGGCCAGCAUGACGUUGCCAUUAAGAUGAUCAAAGAGGGCUCCAUGUCUGAAGAUGACUUCAUAGAAGAAGCCAAAAUCAUGAUGAAGCUCCGUCACGAAAACCUAGUCCAGCUGUACGGCGUGUGCACCAAACAAAGGCCCAUUUAUAUAGUGACAGAGUUCCUUUCCAAUGGCUGCCUGCUGACGUACCUGAAGGAAGGCUUGAAGCAGCACCCAACAGCUGUCCAGCUCCUAGAGAUGUGUAAAGACGUCUCUGAGGGCAUGGCCUAUCUUGAGUCGAAGCAGUACAUCCACAGAGACCUGGCUGCCAGGAACUGUUUAGUAGAUGGCAAUGGCACCAUCAAAGUGACUGACUUUGGACUGUCAAGGUAUGUCUUAGAUGAUGAGUACACAAGCUCAGCAGGUUCCAAGUUUCCUGUUCGCUGGUCACCUCCUGAGGUUCUCCUCUACUGCAAAUUCAGCAGCAAGUCGGACAUAUGGGCAUAUGGGGUUCUUAUGUGGGAGGUGUACACUUUGGGAAAGCUUCCAUAUGAACGUCUUAACAACACGGAAAUAGUGGAACAGGUGUCCCGGGGCCUGCGCCUCUACCGCCCCCAGCUGGCCAAUGAAAAGGUCUACAACAUCAUGACAAGCUGCUGGUUUGAUAAAGCAGAUGAGAGACCUGCCUUUGAGGAGUUGGCUCUGACUGUUCAGGAUUUGCUGUAUGAGCUCCAAUAGAUCUCAAAAUAACUUAAUAAUAGAUAACAAAAUAACACAAUAACACACACACACACACACACACACACACACACACACACAGUGUAGCAUCUCCAUAUGUCCCUAGAAAGUUAACACAGUCAUUAAAAAAGUUGAACAUCGGACUGCACAGCCACACUGAGAUCCUCUGUAAUGUGAAUAUGUGUCACUAUAACUCAAUUAUUAGAAUAGCUGCAUUUUUAGAAGUACCUACUGUCCUACAGACUAGCAAUUUAAAAUAUGUAUAUUUUAUUGGAGAUUGUUGUAUUCUGUGUAUUGUAUUAUGUGGAAUCAUUGUAAAAUGUAGACACAUUUGCAUGUGGAAACAAGCUUUGUGAGAAAAUAUCUAUUGCACAAAUAAAAGCCAAGUAUGCAGGGCUUUGAAGUGACUGAAAUGUGAAAUGAAAAUGUCAAAACAUC
Micropterus dolomieu (smallmouth bass) is the source of this 2705-nucleotide messenger RNA. RefSeq names its product Bruton agammaglobulinemia tyrosine kinase (gene btk). Gene Ontology annotation, molecular function: non-membrane spanning protein tyrosine kinase activity; ATP binding; protein binding. Gene Ontology annotation, biological process: intracellular signal transduction; peptidyl-tyrosine autophosphorylation; adaptive immune response. The transcript has 19 exons. The record is from RefSeq and is a predicted model, not a curated record. NCBI's taxonomy places the organism in Eukaryota, Metazoa, Chordata, Actinopteri, Centrarchiformes, Centrarchidae. The coding region runs from base 357 to 2267 and encodes 636 amino acids.